AUGGCCUUCGCGCGGCUCAAGAAUAUCGCAUUGGGAGGCCUUCUCCUGCAACACCUCCCGGUAAUCGUGGGGCAAGGACCGCCCGGCGAAGAAACGUCCUCGGUCAGCAGCGGUCUUCCUCCACUGGACAUGUCGUCGCCUACCAGCGGCGACGUCCUCUUCCACAGGAGUCCUCUUCGGAAGGGGGACAAGAAGGUGAUGUGUCAUCUACCAGCGGCUUCACACUGCCUCGGCAAGAAGAAUCCUCUUCGGGCGGGGGAGAGGGUAUUACGUCGUCAACCAGCGGCGACACCGGAUCCGGCUCUCCUGCACAGGACGAGUCUUAUUCGGACGGGGGAGAAGGUGGUACGUCGUCUGCCAGCGGAGACGCUGACUCCGGUCCUCCUGCACAGGACGAGUCUUCUUGGGACGGGGGAGAAGGUGGUUUUCACCAACACCUCGUGCGCCAACCGCGUGAACUACGGCGUCGACAAGGGCCUGGACCUCCACGUCCCGGUACGGAUCUACGCAGUCAACCAGAGCACACCAGCCUACCCCCAGCUUUUCGCGGACGGCUACUCGACCGAUCUGAGCGAGACCAUCGGACUGAUCGGCAUCCUAGUCGACGGUGUUCCCAUGUGCAGCGCAUUCGCGGGCACUCCGGUCACGGACUGGGAUUCCACGGCAAUGGCCGCUGAGUACAACACCUUCGAUGCCUGCGCUUCGCAUUCGACUACGGAAGGCCACUACCACACACACGGAACUCCGGGCUGUUUCAUGGAGCAGGGUAGGGACGUGUAGGAAAACGUGUUGUAAAACGUAUUGUGAAUUCAUCGGGGGCGUGCUUCAGCUCGUCAAUCGGUCACNAUUAAUAUUACCCUCACCGUUACCACCAUCUCCAAAACAAGAAAAACUCCUCCAAGACAAUCAAGAAAAAUUCCAACACAACCAAUACUACUCCAACAUAAUCAAGAAAAAUCCCAACAUAAUCAAUACUCCUCCAAAAUAAUCAAGAAAAAAAUACCAACACAACCAAAACUCCUACGAUCUUCAUCGGACUCUCUCUUUCUCUUGUCCAAUCUCGUCUUUCUCUUUCUCUCUCUACUACAGAAUACGAAUCGACCCCAA
Molecule: messenger RNA, 1107 nt
Organism: Ectocarpus sp. CCAP 1310/34
Lineage: Eukaryota; Phaeophyceae; Ectocarpales; Ectocarpaceae
Source: the annotation of a GenBank genome assembly